This is a messenger RNA of Eutrema salsugineum, 638 nucleotides long. RefSeq names its product non-specific lipid-transfer protein 4. The record is from RefSeq and is a predicted model, not a curated record. Gene Ontology annotation, molecular function: lipid binding. Gene Ontology annotation, cellular component: membrane. The transcript has 2 exons. NCBI's taxonomy places the organism in Eukaryota, Viridiplantae, Streptophyta, Magnoliopsida, Brassicales, Brassicaceae. Gene Ontology annotation, biological process: lipid transport. Bases 90 to 428 code for a protein of 112 amino acids.
CCAACAGCAAACACAACUUAGAAAACAGAAGUCAACUAAAUCUCCCUAUUUUAUCAUCACAGAAAAGUAAAAAAGAAAAGCAAAACACAAUGGCUUUGGCUCUGAGGUUCUUCACAUGCCUUGUUUUGACGGUGUGCAUAGUUGCAUCAGUAGAUGCAGCAAUCUCAUGUGGCACAGUGGCAAGCAGCUUGGCUCCAUGUGCAGGCUACCUAACAAAAGGAGGCGCGGUGCCCGCUCCGUGCUGUGCUGGAGUGUCAAAGUUGAACGGCAUGGCUAAAACCACACCAGACCGCCAACAAGCUUGCAAAUGCCUAAAGGCCGCAGCACAGAGCAUCAACCCAAGUCUAGCCUCUGGCCUUCCUGGAAAGUGCGGUGUUAGCAUUCCCUAUCCCAUCUCCAUGAGCACCAACUGCGACAACGUCAAGUGAAAUGGGAGUAGUUCAUGCCAUCAUCUGCGUGAAGUGUAUGGUUUAGUAUAACAUAAUAAAAGACGGCUGUCUAAGCUGAUAUCACCAUGCUCUUGUCUUGUUGUUUUGUAAUCUUUUCUUUCUUGUAUUGUAUCUUAAUAUGUUUAAGAUAUGAUAAUAGUAACUUAUCAAUCAUCUUCUCUUAAUAUAUUUUUCCACCGCCUUCGUCCA